AUGGCGCUUAGCAGCGGCAUCCUCGCCUUGUCAAUCAUUGGAGUGCUGGUCGCUGGUAUAGUGACAGUGGUCGCCACGAUCGCCAUCUACCUAUGCGCCAAGGUCGCCGUGCAGAUGUAUCUGCAGAAGGAAGACAAGCAGGACGGUCACCGGGACGCGUGGCUCGGCAACGGAGCAGCCGCCGGUAGCACGCCGAGAGCCACGGAUGACGCAGAGGACGUCGAGAUGGGGAGCAUGAGCUUCUUCAUCGAGGGUGUCCAGAACGAGCGGCCCGUCCGCUUCAGCUCGCAGCAGCUGCGGGGCUUCACCCAGGGCUUCGCGCACAAGCUAGGCUCCGGCGGCUUCGGCGUGGUGUACAGGGGCAGGUUUCCCAACGGCACGCCCGUGGCCGUGAAGGUGCUCAACAGCACGCUCGGGAGGCGCGCGGAGGAGCAGUUCAUGGCGGAGGUGGGCACCAUCGGGAGGACCUACCACAUCAACCUCGUCCGCCUCUACGGCUUCUGCUUCGACGCCGCGGUGAAGGCGCUCGUGUACGAGUACAUGGAGAACGGCUCGCUUGACCGGCACCUGUUCGGCACGCCGGCGCCGGAGGGCCGCGCCAUCGGCUUCGAGAAGCUCCAAGAGAUCGCCGUCGGCACGGCCAAGGCGGUGCGGUACCUGCACGAGGAGUGCCAGCACAGGAUCAUCCACUACGACAUCAAGCCGGAGAACGUGCUGCUCGGGGCCGACAUGGCGCCCAAGGUGUCCGACUUCGGGCUCGCCAAGCUGUGCGACAGGGAGGACACCCACCUGACCAUCACGGGCGCGCGGGGCACGCCCGGGUACGCGGCGCCGGAGCUAUGGAUGCCGCUGCCGGUCACGCACAAGUGCGACGUGUACAGCUACGGGAUGCUGCUGUUUGAGAUGCUGGGUCGGCGGCGGAACCUGGAGCUCGGGCUGCACAGCCGCGAGAGCCAGGAGUGGUACCCGCGGUGGGUGUGGCACCGGUUCGAGGCCGGCGAGAUGGACGCCGUGCUGGCACGCGCGAUGGCCGCGGGGGACCUGGACGCCACGGAGAAGGCGGCGAGGAUGUGCAAGGUGGCGCUGUGGUGCGUGCAGUACCGGCCGGAGGAGAGGCCGUCCAUGGGCAAUGUGGUGCGGAUGCUGGAGGGGGAGGAGCAGAUCGCCGCGCCGGGCAACCCGUUCGCGCACCUCGCGGCAUACAGCGCCGGAGUGACGUUGUCCGAUGACACCACAACGGAUUCCUACGGUUCUUCAGCUUUCACCGGCAAGUAG
Molecule: messenger RNA, 1275 nt
Organism: Triticum turgidum subsp. durum (durum wheat)
Lineage: Eukaryota; Viridiplantae; Streptophyta; Magnoliopsida; Poales; Poaceae
Source: the annotation of a GenBank genome assembly